AUGCAAUUGUUUGUAUUACAUCCGAACCUAGAGAUAUCUAGCUGCGAUGGAGGACCUAGCGAGAAGACAAUCGAAGGUAAGAAACUUGCUUAUCUAAAAAAUUUGAAACGUUACAAUGAUUUGAUGCACAAACUUUCUGAGAAUCCCUCAGUUAAAGAAAUCCCUGAUUGGUGCUUUACCCGUGACACGGAGAGAAAUAUAUCAGAAGUGAUCAAAAGGAACACAUCAUCGAAUACGCAGUCUCAUUCGAAUAUAAAAUCAAAUCACAUUAAUGAUGUUGAUCAGAAACCUGUAAAACAAAAGUUGCAGCUUGACAAUAAAGGGAAAUGUGAAUUUGCUAUGAAUCGAGAAAAAUUAGAAGAAAUCAAUACAGUGGAGGAUUUACCAAUUGAAACAAUAAGGCUCAACGACGAAGAUCAGCUUCCAUUCAAAAAGAACAAGGGUGAUAAGAAUUCAGAUGGUUCAUUAAUCAUAUACAUGCUUCAGAGAAUUAAUUUACCGAAAAAGGCAAAGGAAGGUCAGAAUUAUAGGGUAUUCUUAGUGGUUAAAUAUUUAGAAAUUUCAACGGAUGUACUGCUAGUUGAAUACAAAUAUAUUCAGGUAUAUUCCCGUAUGAAUGAAAUAAUAAGGAAGUACUUCUCGAAACCGGAAUUGACACCUGAAAUGGAAGAGGAAGGAUUCAAACAAGUGAACAAAGAGAUGGACUUUUUCAAGAAGUUGGAAAAUAUCUUAGUAAGGCUUAGAAGACUAAAGGCUGAAUUUAAGGAUACUUACGGUACAUCAAUCUUGGAUUUUUCAGAAUCUGAAGCGGCAGGGAUUAAUGAUGGCGAUAGGAUUACUACCAAACCUACUACAACAGUAGGCAAGUAG
Brettanomyces bruxellensis is the source of this 870-nucleotide messenger RNA. RefSeq lists its product as uncharacterized. NCBI's taxonomy places the organism in Eukaryota, Fungi, Ascomycota, Pichiomycetes, Pichiales, Pichiaceae. The record is from RefSeq and is a predicted model, not a curated record. Bases 1 to 870 code for a protein of 289 amino acids. The transcript has a single exon.